AUGGCACCCAAUCGUAUCAUUAUCGACACUGAUCCGGGCGUGGACGAUGUGCUGGCCAUGUUGCUUGCGUUUUCAGCGAAACCGGAGGAGCUCGAGGUUUUGAUGGUAUCGGUGCAGUUUGGGAAUGUCGAUGUGCAGAAUUGUCUAAGGAACGUGAUUUCGCUUUUCCAGCACGUUGACAAUGAGCUGGCAUGGAGGAGGGAGAAUGGGCGGCCGGAGGGCUUCGAGGCGUUGAAGGCGAGGAAGCCUAUUGUUGCGGUGGGCGCUGAGGAGCCUCUGGCGGAGCACCUAUUCGUUGCCGACUUCUUUCACGGUAUUGAUGGCCUGGGAGGCAUUCAUCACAGCCACCCCCAUCUCACGCCCAAAGAAACGUGGAAGUCACUCUUCCAGCCGGCGCCGCAGAACAUGACGCCCGAACAAGCGGCCGAGCUGCGAGCCGUGGAAGAAGAGCACUCCCUCUUCACUCCCUCCCUCCAACCCGCACACCUGGAGAUUCUCCGUCUACUCCGCGAGAACGAACCGGAUACCAUUACCAUUGUGGCCAUCGGACCACUGACGAACCUUGCCACGGCCGCCGCCACGGACCCGGAAUGCUUCCUUCGUGCGAAGGAGGUUGUCGUCAUGGGCGGUGCUAUUGAUGUCCCUGGAAACCCUCCGAACCUCGCCCUCCUCCACUCCCCCACCUCCCCCAUCCAGCACAUACCCGUUCCCCCCUUCCACCUUACAAAACAACCCGACACGCCGCUGCGACGCGCGCUGAACGUCAGGAACCAGAUUACUCCCGGGGCGGAAUUCAACGUGUUUGCGGAUAGCGUGGCGGCGGCGAGGGUGUUUGCGCUGACGAGCCCGCACCCCAAGACGACGAUGCCGCCGGUGCUGCACGGGAAGAAGAAGUGGUUGGGUGAGUACCCGGAGGCGCUGAGCAAGAGGUUGAGGGUGAAGAUGUUUCCGUUGGAUAUCACAUCGCACCACCUCCUCCCCCGCACCCUCUUCCACACGCACACCUCGUCCCCUUCCCUCCUCACCUCGCCCCUAUCCAACUGGUCCAAGCUCUUCCUCAACCCAACCUUCGACAAGAUCCUCUCCCUCUCCCAGUGCCCGGACCCAGACCGCGUCGCACUCGAGCUCCACGACCCCUUGACGAUUUACUACGUCCUCACGAGCGACGAUCCGGGUUGGAAGUUUACGCAGGACGAGGAUGUGAGGAUCGAGACGGCGGGCCAGUGGACGAGGGGCGUGUGCGUGGUGGAUAGGAGGGGCAAGGUGGUUCGCGAUGUAAGUGGUGAUGAGGAUGGGGAUGUCAUGGAUGAGGUACCGGGGGAUGCCGGGGGUUGGUUGGAUGCCAGGAGGGGGAACCGCGUCAUGCGCUGUACGGGCAGUCCCGAUCAGAGGGGCUUUGGCGGAUGGUUCCUGAGGAGGGUGUUUGGGGAGGUGCGAAGGGGAUGA
Molecule: messenger RNA, 1446 nt
Organism: Westerdykella ornata
Lineage: Eukaryota; Fungi; Ascomycota; Dothideomycetes; Pleosporales; Sporormiaceae
Product: nucleoside hydrolase
Exons: 8
Coding region: 1-1446 (481 amino acids)
Biological process (GO): purine nucleoside catabolic process
Cellular component (GO): cytosol
Molecular function (GO): purine nucleosidase activity
Source: RefSeq, a predicted model, not a curated record